CUUUCAGUGUUGUGUUAGAUGGGUCUUCCUUUAGGCAGGAAGCUAUGCUAUGAAGACCUUUGGCUCAUGCCAGCUGUGUGGUGUGUUUCUCUCUGCAGGUCCCAAGGACUGUGAGAAUGGCACAGACAUCGUCGAGUUUGUCCUUCUGGGUUUUUCCACCCAGCCUAAAGAGCAGCCACUCUUGUUCCUAAUCUUUCUGCUGAUGUAUGGAGCAGGACUUCUGGGCAACAUCAUGAUGAUCAUUCUCAUCUCUCUGGAUGCCCGACUCCAGACUCCCAUGUAUUUCUUGCUUCGGAGCCUCUCUGUGGUGGAUGUGGGCUUCCUGUCAGUCACUGUGCCUCAGAUGCUGGCUCACAUCAUCUCCUCUUCCAAGACUAUCCCUUUCUACUGCUGCAUGGCUCAGUUCUUUUUCUUCUACGUGUUUGGCGUGACUGACCUUCUGAUAGUGAGCGUCAUGGCUCUGGAUCGCUAUGUUGCAAUUUGCAAUCCACUACACUACACUACGGUAAUGAACCAGAAGGUCUGUGGACACCUGGUAGCUGGCUGCUGGAUUGUUUCUACCCUCCACUCCAUGCUCCAUGCCAGCCUCCUCCUGCGUCUCAGUUAUCGUGGGGACAACCACUUGUUCCAUUACUUUUGUGACCAUCAGCCCCUCCUGCAGCUGUCCUGCUCAGACACCAGCAUCAAUGAAGCCGUCAUCUUCUUUGAAGGUGUCAUCGUCGUUCUUGGACCUUUUGUGUUAAUCAUCCUCACCUACGUCCGCAUUGUGGUAGCUGUGAUGAAGUUAUCUUCUUCGGGGAGGCGCAAAGCUUUCUCCACCUGUGGCUCCCACCUCACCAUGGUGACCUUCUUCUAUGGAGCUAUCAUUGCUGUCUACUUUCUGCCAACAUCCAGCUACUCAUCCCAGCGAGGGGCUGUCUUUGCUGUGGUGUACACUGUCAUCACCCCAAUGUCCAACCCUUACAUCUACAGCCUCAGGAAUAAAGAUGUCAAGGAAGCUCUGUGGGAUCUCCUGGGGAAGAGGGCCUUUUUUCAACAGUAA
Molecule: messenger RNA, 1042 nt
Organism: Podarcis raffonei (Aeolian wall lizard)
Lineage: Eukaryota; Metazoa; Chordata; Lepidosauria; Squamata; Lacertidae
Product: olfactory receptor 1B1-like
Exons: 1
Coding region: 50-1042 (330 amino acids)
Biological process (GO): G protein-coupled receptor signaling pathway
Cellular component (GO): membrane
Molecular function (GO): olfactory receptor activity; G protein-coupled receptor activity
Source: RefSeq, a predicted model, not a curated record